Molecule: messenger RNA, 2264 nt
Organism: Daphnia magna
Lineage: Eukaryota; Metazoa; Arthropoda; Branchiopoda; Diplostraca; Daphniidae
Product: centrosomal protein of 63 kDa
Exons: 8
Coding region: 259-1095 (278 amino acids)
Source: RefSeq, a predicted model, not a curated record
ACCGUAGCAUGCGUACGAAGAGUACUAAUCUGUUUAAGUGCCCUUUCUUCUUACUGAUAUGAAACACCUUUGCUUUCUUUCAAACUUAGCAAAAGCGUUGGUGAGUUUAGAAAAAUUUAUCCUUCACGAAAUGGAUCCUGAGACGGCAGAGGAAGAAAAAACCAUGCUAAGGAGAGCAGACGAACUUUGAGUUCUAGCCAGCACACGGCGAGGUGAAAUAUUAAGCCAAUUAGCAUUACAAUUCUUUUUGUUGAAAAAAUGGACUGUAAAUUGAUGGAACUGUCUAUAUAUCUUGAAGAGUUGAAGAUGAAAAGAGACCAAGUGGCGCAGUUAGACGUUGAAUUGAGCCGUCUGAAUCUGGGUUUAAUUGAAAAAGAAUCAGAACUGCAUGCCAAAACGGCUCAUUGUCGGCAGUUGGAACUGAAAUUAGCUAAAAGUAACCAAGAACUCAAGAAAAUGAUCGACGAUAUCGGCGCUCUCACGAAAUCCUAUCAGCAGGAAACUUGUCGCCAGGAAGCGGCCAUCUUGGAUUAUGCUGAAAAACUGCGUAAAGUUCAAAUGGAAAAGCAAUGCCUGACGUUGAAGAUUGGGCAUUUCGAGAAAGAAAUCAAAGAAGUUUACGGACAUGUUCGUACCGUUGUCGAGGGUUUACCAAAGUUGCACGAUCAGCAGGAAAGCCUUGCAGAAUGUCUUCAAGCCUUCGAGACCAAACAGUUGAAACUAAUCGAGACUUGCGAAAUGAUUCAAAUAUACGCUAGCCGUAUACAAAAAGAAGCCGAGGGGAAAUGGAAAAUUGCUCAGGAAUCUCGGGCCAACCAGAAUGUGUUAGAGAAAAAACUCUGUGUUACUGAAGCCCAACUUCGUGUUGUGGAAGGAGAUCUAGGGAAAAGCGAUACUGCUGGCCUUCUACGUAAGCAAAAGGAAUCGUUAAGCCACCAGCUUGAAAUGUCAAAGCAACGCGAGGACAAAUUACGCCUGGAUCUUGGAAGAGAGCGUGAAGAAAAGCUGGAUCUUCAACGUAAGCACGAACAAGUUCUGAAUCAGUUGGCGCACUAUCUGUCAUCCGAGCAGAAGGAAACCAUCAGACCAGCUUAAAUGAUGGAUCGGAACAUCGCCGAGUGAGUGAUAAGGGUUCUCCUAGAAACGCUGUUUGUUUAAUUGGCACUAAUGGAUCUUUGCAUUGUGCAUGGACGCUACACCUCCUCAGUUUUCCCGAAUCCUAUUACCAUUUGGCCUGUUGUACGCCAACCAUCUUCGCUAGCAAGUCCGCCGUGUUAUGAUACUCAUCUCGCCCUUACACAGUCGUCCGGAAAGCACAUAUCGGAUUAUGUAUUCAUGAUCAAAGGUAAGUUGUAAAGAAACCUACUAUAAGUUAAGAUGCAUUUGUUACAAAUGUUGCUUUAUCGUAUUCCGCCCUUAUGGAAACUUGAUGACUGAGUGCUGAUUCUUUUAGAGAUGAUGUUUGUUAUUCUCUGUGCGUGUCUCGGCUAAUGGUCGGAUCGUUUCGUAACGACGCGGUUGGUGAGGGAGGGCUAUUGAUCAUAUAGGAUUAACCCAGUCGCCAGUUUGUCUUUUUGACGCCGCGGUCGGUUGGUUGUAUAACACAUCCCUACAUGUCUGCUAUUAUGUUGUCUGUGUGUGUGUGUGUGUGUGUGUGUAACACAAGUUGAUUAAUGUUGGCUCGUUAGUGGCUAUAAGCUCUAGGGAAACGUGCCUUUCAAGCUCCGAGCUGAAUAGGCCUGCGAAGUCGAUCAUACAGAUCAUCAUCAUCAGUAAGUUUAUAAGAUGGAAAUUUAUGGGCCAACAGCUGAUUCCCGAUGAGCCGUGAAGAAUGCCUGAUGUGAUGGAAGAUAGUUUUUCUCCUUUUAUAUCUUGUGUUUUUUUGCAGGAUUGACGUUUGUUGUCAGCAAGAGAGAGACGUCAAAGCAGAAAAACAGAAGCGAAUAUUAUAGAAUCUUGGCAUUAUAUUGUCUCGAUGUGUUCCUUGGGUUUUGCUAUUCGCUCUACAUCGAUAUUAUAUAUUUCCAUCCGGAAGAGAACAGCGAACGGGAAGAUAUCCUUUGAUCCUUGACAAUGCCUUUUGCCAGUUUAUCGCACUCGGCUUGAUAGCAAGAAUGUGAGUCACUGUUCAGCUCCCAGCGUCUUGGAUGUUUGACUGGUUGCUCUCUGUUGUACGAUGGCUUCAGUCCUGCGGGACGACCGGCCUGUCAUCAUCAUUUUCCCCGUCCACUGUCAACUCGUGAGGAUAUUGAAGAGGGACGUAU